Molecule: messenger RNA, 637 nt
Organism: Racocetra persica
Lineage: Eukaryota; Fungi; Glomeromycota; Glomeromycetes; Diversisporales; Gigasporaceae
Source: the annotation of a GenBank genome assembly
UUUCAUCAAGUUGUGCGAGCGAUGACACCAAUUUUUACGAUCGUACUUUCAAUUACUUUUUUAAAAAAGCAAUUCACGACUAUGACAUAUAUCUCUUUGCUACCGGUUGUAUUGGGAGUUGUAUUUGCGACUGUAGGAGAUUAUUAUUUCACUAAAAUGGGAUUCUUUUUAACUGUUCUUGGUACAAUAUUGGCCGCCUUGAAGACAGUUGUCACAAACCGAGUUCAAGUUGGUCGGCUUAAGCUUCACCCUUUAGAUCUAUUAUUACGCAUGUCACCUUUAGCAUUCGUUCAAACUGUAAUUUAUGCUUAUGUUACCGGAGAAUUACAGCGAGUUCGUGCCUUUAGUCGGACGGAAAUGACAAUGUCAUUGGUUUUUGCACUUAUUACAAAUGGUGUUAUCGCCUUCUUUCUUAACGUUGUAAGUUUCACAGCAAAUAAAAAGACGUCAGCUUUAACCAUGACAGUAGCUGGUAAUGUAAAACAAGUACUAUCUAUUAUUCUGGCUGUCGUGAUAUUUAAUUUAACAAUAACGCCGACAAAUGGGCUUGGAAUUUUUCUGACUUUAUUGGGAGGCGCAUGGUACGCGAAAGAUGGAGGGAUACAAAUAAGUGUAAGAUGGUUUGUGUUCACAGGUU